AUUUCACCAUCAACCGCCGAUGAAUAAAUACCGAAGAAGAAGCCUGACGACGAAGAAGAAGCCAUUGACUUUACUUGCAAGGUGGUCUCCUGCCACAACCUCAGAUGCUUCCCAGCGUUCUUCGUUGCAUUCGGCCUGUCUCCACCUGUCUCACCUUAACUCAGCCUCUGGCCCACUUCAGACCACAAAUGGACCCGGACCCCAGUCGGCCUGUUGAGAAAGCUAUCAGAACUAAACUGACCAACUCUCUCAAGCCAGACCAUUUAGAGGUCCACAAUGAAAGCCACAUGCACGCCGUGCCCCCUGGUUCUGAGUCCCAUUUCCGUGUCCUGGUCGUCAGCUCCCAGUUUGAGGGUCUGCCGUUGAUUCAGCGCCACCGUCUGGUUAAUGAGGCUUUGAAGGAGGAAUUGAGUAGCUGUGUUCAUGCACUGGCUAUCCAGGCAAAGACUCCUGAGCAGUGGGGAAGUAACCCCAGCCUGGCUAAGAGCCCACCCUGCAUGGGAGGUUCGAGAGGUGAUCACACAGUGGAGGAGAAACUGAAGGCUGGGAGAGAGUGAAGCAGUUGUGCUUGUGCAGAUGGACUGAAAUGUGAAGAAUUCAGGUGAAUGCUUAACAUGAAGUAUAAAGAGUAAUCUAAUGACACACAGCAAUGGUAUUUGGAGGUGUUUUUGUUUGGGUUUUAUAUAUGAAUCCUUCUUGGUUUAAUGGAUGAAUUAAAUACAACUUGUAAAUAUGGUACUGUUAUAGCAGAACUAUGACAUACGAUGGUUGCAGGAUUCUGUAAUGAUGUUACAUAAAUGUGCUUCUGCUCAUAGCUCUCUGUCUAAGAGAUUACCGACUAGCAAAAAGAAAAACUACUGACAGAAAACACCAGUUACCUAAACAUUGGUAUUUACUGUGCCACUGAGACCUAGGCCAAAAGUUAUGCCUACAUUUCUGUAACCAAGUGACAAUAAACAUUAUUCUUAUAAUUUCAUAUCUGA
Molecule: messenger RNA, 983 nt
Organism: Amphiprion ocellaris (clown anemonefish)
Lineage: Eukaryota; Metazoa; Chordata; Actinopteri; Pomacentridae
Gene: bola1
Product: bolA family member 1
Exons: 2
Coding region: 105-557 (150 amino acids)
Cellular component (GO): mitochondrion
Source: RefSeq, a predicted model, not a curated record